Molecule: messenger RNA, 1938 nt
Organism: Hypoxylon trugodes
Lineage: Eukaryota; Fungi; Ascomycota; Sordariomycetes; Xylariales; Hypoxylaceae
Exons: 5
Coding region: 489-1337 (282 amino acids)
Source: RefSeq, a predicted model, not a curated record
GGACUCAUACCGCGGUAUUAUUACGAGAUACUCUAAUUACCGAUGUUGUCAGAAUACACAGGAGUAUAUCCGAGGAAACUAAUACCCAUUAGUUAGCUGCUAUCUGUUUAGGUGGGAGGAAUCUAUUACGGCAUUGCCGUUUAGAAGCGAGGUGCAGAACUCUUCUACACUGUCUUGGGCCGGCUUAUCUCGGGCGAAUGACUUGAGCGCACCAUUUCACACCUAUACAGCGGGAAUCUGAGCUUGGCAGAAAGGUGAUUGGCUCGUGACAAGGGGCCGGCUAUAUGUAUGUAAAUGAACUCCCCAUGAAAUGCAAUGGAUUGCGGCCGUUGCACAACUGAUACUUAUAAGAUCGCCCUCUACUACACCUGACCUUAUCCUUCAAAAAGGCUCUAUUCAGCCACGCCCACCCGCGCAGCCGUACCGACAACUCUGCACUGCAUCGCUAUAGUCUUGAGUGAUACUAUUCAUUAUCCUGUCCAUUCAAUAUGAAGUUGACUCAGCUAUCUUACUUUGCUGCACUGGCUGGGAGCCACGUCGCCGCCGACAACAAUAAAAGGGCUCAUGGUGACGGCUAUGAGGGAACUAUCAUGGGCCCUGCGGCUUUUCUAUGGCCUGAGGGCAGAACUUGGAGCGCCUCGACCGACAACUCUGGGCCUUGCGGAAGUCCCAGCGGCGUGGUCAACCGAACACAGUUCCCCCUGACCCAGGGAACCGUUGAACUAUCCAUUGCGGACGACGCCUGGCACGUCAACUUCUCUAUCGCAUACGACAACACACCUAGUAUUCAGAGCCAGUUCAGCCAGCAAGUCGUCAAAGACGUCGCAGAGAUUGAGCCUGGUCACCAGUGCUAUAAGAUCGCCAGCAUCCCCGACAAUGUAGUUGCGGGAACCAACGCCACCAUUCAGCUAACGUACUGGUCGCAUUACGAGAACGAGAACAACGGCAACAAUGAGACUUUCUACUCAUGCGCUGACAUCACCUUCGUCAAACAGGAGGACCUAACCGCCCAACCACCAUGCUUCAACGUAACGGCAUCGGACUUCGACUCUGGCAGCUCAUCAUCGUCGGCUCCCUCAACUCCGAGUGCUACGGGUGCUUCUCCCUCCUCUACGGCAGUUACUAACGACCAGGCAUCGAGCUCACCCGGCGACGGUCUAUCCGGAGGAGCCAAAGCUGGUAUCGCCGUCGGUGUUAUCGUUGCGUCCCUUGCUAUCGUGGGUGUCAUCGCGUUCGUGGUCCUCCGCAGACGCAAGUCGCAGCCGCUCGACCGUGAGGCGUCUGCUCCCGCUAAGGGCCAGCCUGAGGUGGCUUCUGUCAACAGCCACCGUAACUAAGCUCGGGAAGUUUUAGUUUUGGAUACCUUGAUGGUAGUUGAAUAGUUGGACAAUUGGAUGUGAGAUGGUAUAUGUAUGAGUGGUAUGGAUUGAAAUGGAUAUGAGAAUAUGCGCCUUAUGCUUGCUUGCUAGAUAGCGAUGCUGAAUACGAAUACCUAACUCUACGAGUAUACCGUGUGUUAUCUACAUAGGGACCUUAACACGGUAUUCAGUUACCAUUGAAAAUCCUCGGUUCUACCUGCCUAGCCUCAAUUGAUACCUCGAGAACAUCUCGUCAAUAAAGUCUAUCCUUCUCUCGUCACAUGAUUGUUUCUCGCAUAAUGGGUUUUGCCUCUCACGUCUAAGUUAGCAUCUAUACUGCAUGGGGUUACUAUUAUGCCAGUAUGAUGAUAUUGUGUGAUAGACGGAGUUACCUCCGUCGUGGACAGCAUGGCGGUGAAACCCGCCGUCCACAUAGUAGAACCAAGGCACAGAACACAUGCUUCCUCGGUUUCGCGACUAUAAUGUGCAUCAUCUUGUGAUAUGUGAAGGACGAAUGGGGCCGCUAGCAAAUAUCCUUUAGAUCGUAUUAGCCACCAUCUUUCGAAGUCGAAAAGGGGGC